This is a messenger RNA of Polyodon spathula (Mississippi paddlefish), 1347 nucleotides long. Its product is annotated as midkine-B-like. The record is from RefSeq and is a predicted model, not a curated record. The transcript is spliced from 5 exons. NCBI's taxonomy places the organism in Eukaryota, Metazoa, Chordata, Actinopteri, Acipenseriformes, Polyodontidae. Gene Ontology annotation, molecular function: growth factor activity. Bases 144 to 581 code for a protein of 145 amino acids.
CUAGUUUUGACAAACAAGAGCGGCGCAAGAGAUAAGAGAAAGGCAGUCUGAAAGAGCUCGGGAUCCCAGGAAGAGCAGUUCCUACAGCAAGAGACUUUGAGGAAAAGUUAUAAUUGCCCUAAAGAAAAGAGAACUAAACCAAAAUGCGUUGUCUCUUCUUGUUGGUUGUUGUGCUGUUGGUGGUUCUGAUGGCAGUGACCUCAGAAGCUGGGAAAAAUAAGAAAGAUAAGGGAAAGGGCAAGGGUGGUUCUGACUGCUUUGAGUGGCUCUGGGGCCCCUGUGUGCCCAACAGCGGGGACUGCGGAGUUGGCUCUCGACAGGGCACCUGCCAAGAGGAGACCACGAAACUCAAGUGCAAAGUUCCCUGCAACUGGAAGAAGGACUUUGGGGCUGACUGCAAGUACAAGUUUGGAAACUGGGGGGAGUGUGACCCUGUCACAGGUGUGAAGAACCGUUCUGGUACCCUCAGAAGGGCAAUGUACAAUGCUGAGUGCCUGCAGACCAUUAAAGCGACCAAACCUUGCUCCCCCAAGACCAAGUCAAAGUCCAAAGGCAAAAAGGGGAAGGGAAAAGAGAACUAAAGAUGUCUCGACGAAGUAGAUGCAAUAAUUCCGUCUUCUCUCUGCUCCAGGCUACUGCACAAUCUUUCUUCCACCUCCCUCUUUGCCAACAUUUCGGGACAACCGGCAUUGUGUAACUGCUAAUAAAGACCAGCCUCCUUUUCAAAAAAAAAAAAAAAAGAAAGAAAAGUUUACAAGAUGAAUUCCUUUUGUUACUUGUACAGUACUUUUUCUGAAGUGUUUUUUUUUUCAUAUUUUUUGUAGACUGUCUUGUAAAACACAAAUAGGGAAAAUGUAACAGAUAGUUUUAUUUUUUUAUAAUGCUUCAUUGAAAGAAGAAUGGGGGAGAAACAGAUUGGUGGUUAAUAAGAAUUAAUAGGGAAAAUGCUGACUUAUUUUGUCUAAAAAUAUGAAUUGUGACUUAGUGUAUGGUAAUACUAACAAUUCAACAGGGUUACAUUCCCUGGUUUGUGGCAUUUUUGAAUUUGCUAAAUUGUAAAUCCUGACGCCACUUAUAUAUAAUUACACAGACUUUGGAGACUGAUUUUUAUUAUUAUUUUUUUUGAGUAGUAUUGGGUUAUUUACUUCCAGGCGUUAUUGGGAAGUUACCUUUUUUUUUUUUUUUUUUUUUUUUAAAAAGGAGAAAAGUUAGACUGUUUGUUUUUUUUGGUAAACUCUUUUCUGAAAACCUAUACAAGUGUAAUGUAGUGUAUACAACUCGCACAUUUUGCUGUCCACUGAAAAAAGAACUUUUAGAAUUUUUUUUCAAUAAAAAAAUCUUCUGAAA